AUGAACACGACGUGGUAUACCGUCGGUGGCGUCGGCGGCUUCCACCUCUUUCACCAAGUGUCGACGCUCCUCCUGGCGACCGUGAAUGCGGCGGCCACCGGGUACAUUCUCAGCACGUUCGACUACGCGCAUGCCGCGUCCGCUGCGUCCGUGGCCCUCACGCUCUUCCAGCUCUUCCUCUCGCUGCUCGUCCUCCCGGCGCUGCUCCUCGCCGCCGCCGCGCCGCUCGCGUGGUUUCCGCUCCUCGCUUCGUUCCGCGGCAGUGGCUUUUACCUCUUUGGUCUUGGGCUUCUCACGCUCUACCGCCUCGGCAAUCUGUUUGGUCUCCUCACGGGCGGUGCCUGCAUCCUCUUUGGCAUCUUUUUUGUGCUCUAUGGGCAGCUGCGACGCGAACGCGGGUCCAAGACGUACCGCGCCUUGCUUUGGACUUAG
Molecule: messenger RNA, 432 nt
Organism: Saprolegnia parasitica CBS 223.65
Lineage: Eukaryota; Oomycota; Saprolegniomycetes; Saprolegniales; Saprolegniaceae
Exons: 1
Coding region: 1-432 (143 amino acids)
Source: RefSeq, a predicted model, not a curated record